ACAACAGCUCAGCCGGCAGGCAGACGGAAGAGGCGGUGCUCGAUAGGGAAGUCCCUGAGCCAGCUUCGGUCACGUGAGAGGGGAUUCUGCGCAGAGCUGGCACUCAGGGGGCAUGGCACUCUGGCGAGCAUACCAGAGGGCCCUGGCAGCACAUCCGUGGAAAGUCCAGGUUCUGACAGCUGGAUCACUGAUGGGCAUAGGUGACAUGAUCUCACAGCAACUGGUGGAGAGGCGGGGUCUCCAGCAACACCAGGCAGGCCGGACUCUGACCAUGGUAUCCCUGGGCUGUGGCUUUGUGGGCCCUGUCGUCGGAGGCUGGUACAAGGCUUUGGACCACUUAAUCCCUGGCACCACGAAGGUGCAUGCACUGAAGAAGAUGUUGUUAGAUCAGGGGGGCUUUGCCCCAUGUUUCUUAGGCUGCUUUCUCCCACUGGUAGGGAUACUCAAUGGAAUGUCAGCCCAGGACAAUUGGGCCAAACUGAAGCGGGACUACCCUGAUGCCCUCAUCACCAACUACUAUGUAAGACUCUGGCCUGCUGUGCAAUUAGCCAACUUCUACCUGGUCCCCCUGCAUUACAGGUUGGCUGUCGUCCAGUGUGUUGCUGUUGUCUGGAACUCCUACCUAUCCUGGAAGGCACAUCAGUUCUAAGCGUGCCUUGUUCCAUGGUUUGUACUGAUGCACCGUGACCCUGGAAUGCAAACUCACCACAUCAGGACUGGAGAGGUGGCUCAGCUGUUAGAAGCAUGGACUAUCUGCUCUACAGAGGACCUAAGUUUGGUUCCAAGCACCCACAUCGGGUGGCUCACAACUCCCUAUGUCUCCAGCUCCAGGAGAUCCGAUGUCCUCGUCUGGCCUCUGAAGCACCUGCAGUAACAUGUAUAUGCCCAGGAGUGGACACGCAUUUGUAGUUAAGCACACAAUGAAACCUUUAAAAGGAAGGAGUGUGUCAGCUUCCAUGCUAUGGGGUUGCUGAUGAGAAUAGGGUGACCACUCUGAAGUGGCACAUUUCACUCUAACCACUAAGACAUUUAUAAUAUUGCUGUCACUCUGGCACUUAGCUGAUGGGGACACACUAUAAGAAAUGUGUCCUGGAAGCUGGGCAUGGUGAUACAUGCCUUUAAUCUCAGCACUCAGGAGGCAGAGGCAGGCAGAUUUCUGAGUU
This is a messenger RNA of Mus pahari (shrew mouse), 1163 nucleotides long. RefSeq names its product mitochondrial inner membrane protein MPV17 (gene Mpv17). Bases 113 to 649 code for a protein of 178 amino acids. NCBI's taxonomy places the organism in Eukaryota, Metazoa, Chordata, Mammalia, Rodentia, Muridae. Gene Ontology annotation, cellular component: membrane; cytoplasm. The transcript is spliced from 8 exons. The record is from RefSeq and is a predicted model, not a curated record.